GUUGGUGAGUCUAGCACAUUCAACGAAUACUUGUGUGGCCAGUUGGAAUCGAUUGGAAUGUUCAAACGGGUGAUUGCUGACUUCUUAAUGGCCGAAAACAAACAACACGUGAUGCUGGUGGCCUUCUUGGACCAACGAGGUUUACGCAGUCCGUGGCGAUCAGUUCGCGUACGCUGUGCCUACCUAAUCACACCGUUGAUCAAAUCACAUCGUAAAACGCUGGUUCCUCAUACCGAACAACUACUAGCUCAGUUCGCUGACUUACUCCAACUUCCUUGUGAACCGGAUCCAUCGAUCAAUAUCCCUCAUUGUGGUUCUUGCAAAGUCGGUGAUCAGUUGAAACAUGACAACCCACCUGGUCCGCUGCUGAGUGUCACCGAGACCAGCUUCCUCUAUGAAGCAGCAGCCCAGUUGAUAGCUGCGGGUGGUACUGUAUCAACACCUGUGGUAACAACUAAUGAAGUGGGUACUGUUGAAGACCGUGCAGGUCAUCUGUUUCGCAUGCUUCUGGCUCCGGUGUUCGCGCAAUAUGGUCAGUUGGUUGAGUUGUACGUUUCCGAAUCAGACCCCAAAACUGCGGAGGCCAGAGGUCGACUGACUAAGCAAGCGGCAGAUUUGAUCACUCGUACCAGCCGUGUGUUCUCGCAACCUAAGUCGGUCUUGACUCCUACUUGUCAAGCUGUGUUAUGCGAAGCUUUGCAAAUAAUGUUAACCGGAUUGACCCGGUUCCCAUCAGAAGCUUGGGCCCCUGGUCGAGCGGCCGCCUGUGCCGGCGUGCGGGCUUUCCUUCAUCGGAUGGUCGCUUGUUUGGGACCAUCGUCACCGACAGAGCAACCAAGCGACUCCAACCACGUUUCCGAAAUCCUACUUGCCGCACUGAUACAAGCAGUACCACAAUUAGUACGGCCCUUGCAAGUUCACCACCGUCUUAACGGUUGGGCAAAUGGAGGCGUGCUACCAAACGUAGCGGAUGCAGAACAACGGUGGCACGAAAUCCGGGAUGUGAUCCCCUUGAUCACACAAGUGAUUCUACGGUACAAGCCGCUUUCGUCAAUUUUGGCACAAGUUGAAGCGUGCAUUGAUGCGGACGAUCCAUUGGGUUUGCGUUCCGGCUUACUAUUGUUCCUUCAACUUAUCCAAUUAAAUGCAAACGACAAUCAAUUUUAUGAAAAUUUUCUUCUGUCCCAGCUCGUUCCGUUCUGUGUGGUAGCACCCACUCGACCCAAUUUCCGACUUACAGACGCACAAUUCGGCCUUGCUCUAAACGAAGUUGGCAAUUGUUUGUUCGUUUUAGCUCAGAAACAGCCCGGUUUGUGCUCAUUUCUGCAAAACGUAUUCCUACCUGGACAACAGCUGUCAAAUGAUUUGAUACAAUCGUAUGUUGGCACUCUUAAAGCUCACAAUGUGAAAGACUUUUGUACAUUUUUGAGGGGUCUUUGUGACAGUGCAGAUUCUUUGGAAGCUGGGGAUGCAAAAACAAGCACACGUUUCGUAUCAAGACCGGAAUACUGA
This is a messenger RNA of Echinostoma caproni, 1512 nucleotides long. Lineage: Eukaryota; Metazoa; Platyhelminthes; Trematoda; Plagiorchiida; Echinostomatidae. The record is from the annotation of a GenBank genome assembly.